AUGACCGUCCCUGCUCACUCUGGCGGCGCAUCUCACUCGCUACAGUCUACUGGUGCUCAGAUGACUGCUAUCGUUGUCUAUGAGAACCGGCGUACCCUCCCGAACACGUCUCUGCAUGUUGUCUUCGACUGCCAGCUCUACGGUGUCCCCAAUCGUGCACUCGACAACCCUGUAGUCGCAAACCUUCGCUAUUUCAACCGUGACCACUUGAACUUCACUACGGAGACCGGUGCUAUGGUUGUCAAAGCAGAUAUCACACGGUGGGAGCCUAAUGCUCCGCUUCACCUCAUGUCCAGCGAAAGCGGGGAUGACUCUGAGGCUGCUGACGCGAGCCUGACGGAGAAGGACUUCUCGAUUAUAGGGGACAUCAAGUGGGUCCUCCCGUUGAAGUCUAUUGGGGACGCCUUCGAUUUCAACAAGAUUCAAGCUCCCCUCAUCUCUGCAAGUGGAGUCGUUGCAUCCUCGAAAGACCAGCUCGACGACCGCACUCUCGGUGUUGACGGCAAGGUUGCAAUCUUUGAGUUCAGCCCCACCCAGUACACCUCCUACUUUGCUCACGACUCCGUACUCCGAACGCUCCCCAUCAAAGCGUUCUUCCGACUGAGCAGCAAGCGGUAUGAGCAUGGAGCCCCUCUUCCACAUCCCGGACGUAUCGUGCACGUUGACGGCUUCCUGUGGAAGAUCCACCGGGAUGCGUCGAGUGCGUUGCCCACAUGCUUCGUGAUUGAAGUGGAGGAUAUUGCCACUCUGGGACAAGGCACCAUACCGCAAUCAUCCGGUAUCUCGAGGUCGUCAGGGAAAGGAUCACACAAACGAAAGUUUGCCUUCGACCCGACUCUCUCUCUGCAAACUGACAUCGCCGAGCCCUCGCGGGAUGAUGUACAAGCUAACAGCGAGGUUCAGACAUCCGCCAUGCCUGUACCCGCCCCUGUGCAGCCAGCGGAGGUGACCACUGGUGAUUCCAUUGCCGGAUCGUCGACGACGUCGACUUCUAGCAGCACCCGUAGCAAGACUAACGCCUCUAAGCGUGCUCGAAAGGAUUAG
Molecule: messenger RNA, 1044 nt
Organism: Trametes versicolor FP-101664 SS1
Lineage: Eukaryota; Fungi; Basidiomycota; Agaricomycetes; Polyporales; Polyporaceae
Exons: 4
Coding region: 1-1044 (347 amino acids)
Source: RefSeq, a predicted model, not a curated record